Molecule: messenger RNA, 5533 nt
Organism: Seriola aureovittata
Lineage: Eukaryota; Metazoa; Chordata; Actinopteri; Carangiformes; Carangidae
Gene: vax2
Product: ventral anterior homeobox 2
Exons: 3
Coding region: 813-1733 (306 amino acids)
Biological process (GO): central nervous system development; neuron differentiation; regulation of DNA-templated transcription
Molecular function (GO): DNA binding; DNA-binding transcription factor activity, RNA polymerase II-specific
Source: RefSeq, a predicted model, not a curated record
GCAGGCAGGGUGUAUCAGCCGACCCGCGCUGACGUGACGUUUCAGCUGCAAAGCAAAUUAUAAAAACUGACAAGAGUGCUCGAGACUUUAUUUGUGAGCAAAUGUGACCAUUUCCCAUUUCCUUCCAGUCCCCUCCUGAAGGGUUUCAACACAGACAGCUUCUCCAAUAACAGAAGACCACCGACCCCCUUAUGUGGCCAUCUCACCACCAACAACAUGCAAUCAUGGAUCCGCAGAGGCAGUCGAUGUGACCGGGGCUGAAGUAACAGGCUGCUGCUUUGGACCAACCUGAAGAAACUUUCCUCCCUGGCUGGUGCACGGUGAACUGUAACCGCAGCUGUGUGUGUGUGCGCGCGCGCGCGUGUGUGUGUGUGUGUUUUUUUUCACCUCUUUUUUCUCCGCGCCGCCUCUCACUUUAUUUCUAUGUGGGUGAGCAGUGUGUGAGUGUGUUUGUGGCACCUCCCCGCUCCUCCUUAGAUCUAGUUGCCCCCUUGUGCCUCGUAGGCUACACCAUGCAUUUCUCCUGCUCCUCCUGGCUACUAUAGUUAGAGCAGGAGCCCGAGAUUUCUCCCCCAGCCGACUCCCUACUGCCUUGGUUUGGACUUCGGAGCGUGCGUCAUGCCGCGACACCUGAAGCACACCCCGGUCCCGUUGCUGGACCGCGUGGUUCCUUUGUAACUGGAUCUACUUUUUUUUGGAGGGAGAGGAGGGCAUGCUCUCCUCGUCUCAGGAGAAGAAAGUAGAAAGAGAAGUGUGAGCAGCAGCGACAGAAGGAGGGAGAGAUCAUCUUAGAGACUGUAACUUACUUGUAGAUGUUUGAUCAGGCCACGACUAUGGGCGAUGGGAACCACCGCUGUGGACCCAACCCGCUGUGUCCGGACCGGAUGGACACAAAGUGCCGCGCCGAGAUAGGGAGCCGGUCCCCGGUUCAGAGCUCCACCGACACCCCGGGGACAUCAGCGUCCACACCGACGUCCUCCAGCGAAGACGGACACGACAAACUUUUGGGAGUGGACCCUGACUACUGUCGGAGGAUAUUAGUAAGAGACGCCAAAGGCACGAUCCGGGAGAUCGUCCUGCCCAAAGGCCUCGACCUGGACCGACCCAAGCGCACGCGGACCUCCUUCACGGCCGAGCAGCUGUACCGGCUCGAGCUCGAGUUCCAGCGGUGCCAGUACGUCGUGGGCCGCGAGCGCACCGAGCUCGCGCGGCAGCUGAAUCUCUCCGAAACACAGGUCAAGGUGUGGUUCCAAAACCGCCGGACCAAACAGAAGAAGGACACCACCAAAGACUCGGACAAACGCUCUUCCUCCACGUCCGAGUCUUUGGCCACCUGCAACAUCCUGCGCCUCUUGGAGCAGGGCCGCCUCCUGGCGGGCCCCGCCCCGCCUCCCAACUCCCUCUUAGGGCCCCCGCCUCACCCGGUAAAUGGCUCCCUGCUGAGCAGCCCGGGCGGAGGCUCCUCCACUUCCCCUGGAGUCAGCAGCAACACUCCUCCCAGCUCCCUACCAGGGGGAACUUUCGGGCUGUCGCUGCCAUCGCUGGGCGGGACCCCGCCCUCACCGCGGCUGGGUGUCCCACCGCCGCACUCCCUGUGCUUCUCCAUGCCGCUGCUGGGGGGUGCUCAUCACGAACUGACAUCCACUUACGGCUGUGGCUCCUCAGCUUUUGAGCCGUACAUGCGGCUGGACAGGAAAGAGGCAGAUUUGGGGGGAAAGAAGACAGUUUCUUAAGUAAUGUGUCCCUCUCUGAGGACGCCGGGGGACUGGGACUUGUCUUUGUAAGAGCUUUUCUCCCCAGUCUCUCACCCUGCCGCCUGUUUGACACUCGAGUGGCCGCAGACGGGGGAAAGAAAUCACCCCGGAUCAUGAGAAAUGUGAAAAAGGAAGAGACCAGGUUGCUUUCCUUGCGGCACCAUUUUGUGCCACAGCACUGUUUGGCACGCUGCCACAAAAUGGUGAAAAGGACGCGAUGUGACGGAGACACUCCCACAUAAAAAAUAGGAAAAAAAAAAGAAAAAAAAAACUUGUGAAUUUUUGCAAAAAUGCCGUGUGUGUGUGUUGUGUGAACCCUGACAGACAGAUGUUUUUACCACCACUCUCUUCGCAGUGGUUUUAAGUGACUCUUCAUUUUUUGUCCCGUGAGUUUGUACGUGUGGUUUUUUCUCUCUGUACAGGCCUUCAUCUACUGUUCAGGAAAAAAAAAAAAUACUUGACAUGGAUAGUUCAGAUUGAAUCAGCGUCUGAAUGAGAAGAGUGAUAUUUCAAAGAGAGCAGUUUGUACACAUUUCUAUUCAAGGGCCAUGUUUGAUUUUAGUUGAUGUGCUAUCACAAUAUGGAAGAAACACUGAAAAAAAAAAAAGAAUCGUAGCAUUUUAAUAUCAGUCUGUUUGGUGUCCAGCAGUAGUUUUUUGUAAAUUCUUUAUUUGAUGUGUUUGUUUAUGAAAUAAUAUGUGGUAGGAUCUGGAGCGAUGAUGCAAAAAUCACAUAUCUAGAUCCAAUAGUUUAAUAUAAAAGAACAUGAUAAGAGAGAAGAAAUGUUGCGUGAGGAAGCUGGUCAGACUCUGCCAAAGCAUUUAUGGAUCCAGCUUCAGUCAGUGAAGCAAGUCGAGGUCGGGCUGAGAGAAAUGACCUUUGAACCCAGACUGAUCUUUGAUUCACAGAUGUCACAGUUUCUUUUUGAGUAAGCGUCAUCCCCCGUGCACUAGAUCUGAGUUUUCACACAUGAGGGUUAAGAAUCUGGACAAGUUUUUUGGACAGAAGUUGUGUUCACAGGACCAAAUCUGUGACGACUAUACGAUUAACGAUUAAUCGAUUAGUCGAUUGGUCCAAUUUUUAACCUUUUCAGUCAUAUUUUAAGCAAAAAAAACAAAACAUUCUCCGGUUCAAUCCUCUCAAAUGCGCCGGAAUGAUGUUUUCCUUUGACAUAUAAGGUUUGCAACACAUCACAACAACAGCUAUCACACACAUAUAUAUAUUUUUUUAUAUUAGGUCAUAUCCAUAAUUGAAAUAAAACCUCAUUGUCUUUUACACAGGAAGCUUUUCCUGUAGGAUGUGAGAAGCUGCAGCAUCACGAGAAAGGUUGAGUUUUAAAGGUUCUUUAGUUUUCUUUAAAUUGAUAUUUUGUGUUUUGUGCCAUGUUUCCUCUUUUGAUUUAUUUUGUGACAUUUGGCUCGGCCUCCUGUUCGUCUUCACCUUGGCCCAUCUAUAACAAAGAAGAUCCCUCUGCUUGCCCCCCUCAUUGAAAGCACUUUAUGUUUGUGGGUUUUUCCUCCAGUUCCCCUCCUCCCCUCCCUUUUUUUUUUUUUUGUGCUUUUGAAGCCAUUUCAUUAACUGCUGAUCCACACUGAAAGACCUCCACGAUUUAGAAAAACCAUCAGUCGUAACAGAGUUGGUUUAUUGAAGAAAAACCCCUCAGUUUUUCUUUCAGCUACACUUUUUUUUAAUUGAUUGAUUUGAACCAACGCUGACCUCAGGAUCUGAUUCCGUGAACAUAUGUUAAUGCAGGACAGGCUGAAGGAAGAAAGAGGAGGAGUGGGCUGUAGUAUUUUUCUUUCCACCCAUAUGAUGCCAUAUGUCCGGGUUCCCUCGUUGUCCAAAGAAAAUCAAAACUCACCUGCAACAACCUGCGUUUCCUCACAGUUUGCCCUCAAUUUGCGGGUGUCAGAUGAGUUAUUGCCCUCUUUUCAUAACUUCUGUCGGUCGUCUCUUCGCUGUGUCUCAUUUUCCUAUGUAACUAUUCAUUUCCAGGCUCCGUCUCAUUGUGAGCUUUAAUGCGUUUUCCCUUGAUCCCUUUCUCUCACGUUCGCUGAAGGUGACUUGACAUUCACUAAAAAAAAAAAAGAGAAAAAGAAAACAGACACUCUUGUGACAUCAAUUUAAAAAGGCGCUUUUUACAAGCAAAGGCCAGGCUCCAUCUGAAACAGGCGAGCAUGUUUCCAGCUGUAUAUACAGUUCUCGUGGAGAGCAUAGAGAGGUUCUGACCUCAGCCUAUGAAAACUCCCGGUCUGUCAGCUCUCCGGGCCUUUUUGCGCCCGUGUAGCUCCGGCUGGUAGCUGGUGAUUUGUUGUUGUUGUUGUUGUUUUCAGACCCCGGCAGUGCUGCAAAAAAAAAAAACCUCUGUCAUCUACUCGCGGCUCUUUGCAGCGCUGCACCUGUGCUGUUGUUGAACACUGUAUUAUUUUCUAUAAGCACCAUCUAUAAUUCACACGCUGUGACAUCAAAUAUUGAGCAGAGAGAUGGAGCUGAGAGGUCAGGACGCUUGCUUCCCAUGUAAGGCCGAUGUUCCCUUUUCACAAACCCUUUUUUCUUUAUUCACAACAGGGUCGUUUCAGUCUUCGCUAAACUGCUUUCCUGCUGUGUUGUAAGCAAAACGCAGUCUCUUCCCCCUUUUUUUUUUUUUUUUUUUGCUGGAAUAUUUCAUUUUUUUUCUUACAGAUUUAGUGUUGAUUUCAAGUCCAUACUUACUAUGUGGAUAAAUGAACAAAAACAGCUCAGAAUUAGUGUGAUAUGAGAGGAGAAACAGUUUUUUGUGGUUCAGUGGUUACAAAAAAAAAGAAAAAAAAAAAGAAAAGAAAUCGUCUCACACUCUUUAUUUCCCUCAUAAUUCAGCACUGACUCCAUGUUGGGUCACUGUACGGUGGUGUUUUGUAAUGUAAAUCUGCAGUUCCUGUAUUGUACGCUCGGAAACGACGAGGCGACUGUAAAAGCAGCUACGAGAUGAACGAGACAGUCGGAGAAGUGAGACGCCACUUCUCCUCCAGGCGACAGAAAGACACUUUGUAAAGCCUUGCAUCAGUUUUAUAUAUAUAGAUAUAUAUAUAUCUAUAUAUAUAUAAAAAAGCCUUCAGUUUUUAUUUUUGGGUUCUCCAGUUUUUUCUGCUUUCUCAAGCUUCUUCUCAUCCCAGCAGCUGAGUGGAAGUGUUGCUUUUGUUGUGUGCAAUCUGUGACAUCUUGCACUUGUUUGGGUUAAACCACCAUCUCAGAAACAUUAUGACUCUCACUACUGCAUCAUGGCUUUUCUUGAUGGAUAAAGUCCUUUUGAGAUUGUGUGAAAUGUUACUUUAUUUUCUAAAAAAAAAGAACUUCUGCUAUAGGUUUUACUUUUUUCUUUAUGCACAGCCAAGGCCCCGCAUCGGCCAUAACUUCUUUUCUUUGAGCAGUAAAAGUUACUUAAUGUCAAGCUAAUGGCACCAGCUACUACUUAUGAUGAACAAACUCUAUGUACAUAGAUAUAAAUUUAUAUAUAAAUAUAUAUAAAUGGGUCUUUGCACAAGUUAUCUCCAUGUCCGCUCCAUGUGAUUUUAACAGGAAAAACAAAAUGCGAAGGAAAGUUCAGAAAAAAAAGACUUUAUAUAUGCUUUACAAUUCUUUGUCUCAUUAACAUUUUGCACUUAUUUAAAGAGGCUUACUUCUGUUUCUGGGCUGACAGAGCUGUUUUCACGCUCGGCCAAGAUAUUGUACAAUAUGUAUAUGUAUUUUUAUUCAUAUGCAUAUAAAUAUAUGUCUAUGUAAUUUGCCUCAUGUGUUCUGUU